AUGGGCGAUCAUAGCAGUACAGAAAAGGAAGCGGUGGACAGGGAGAAAGGGCUCGUAGAGGCUCCACCUCAAAAGUUGGGGUUUAAAGCUCGGAUAUGUUCCCUUUUCUACCGUAUACUACCUCGUCACAGACUCCCCUUGUCGAUUCGAACACAACUGAUUGCGCUUGUUCUAUUUGUUGCACUAUUCUCACUUCUCACAUUGGCCGUUGUAACGGGAACUUACUUCAGUAAUAUUCUUACGCAUACGAGAGCCACUAAGCUUGAAGUUGAGGCUCAGCUUAAGGCUGCCCAAAUGCAGCAGGGCUUCUAUUAUUACUACUACCAGGCCUCAUUACUCAGCUCCAAAGACUCCAUACAAACCGCCAUGACCAAUAGAAAUGCUGGUAACACCUCUUCAGCUGUGACUGCUGGGGCCGAAUCUGCAAUCCAGCAAUUUCUUGAUAGCACCUCACUCUUUAAUGGUGCUAGAUUAUAUGACCCCAGCUUUAUGCUGAUAGCAGAGAUCAACGGUACCAUGCCGAAUGUAAGUGAAUAUUCCGUGCUUGAGCGGCUUUAUGUGCUCAGUUAUUUGGACGAUGCGGGUCCUCCUGAUAUUUUGGCCCAAGAAGACGGCCUUAUUUGGGGUCCUGUUCUGAUAGAUGGUGAGUAUUUCGCUUCUUUUACCAUUCCUGUUGAUACAAACUCGACUUUUUUGCUUGAAGAGCGAGGAUUGGCCGGUUAUCUCACGAUGAUUAUGAAUGUCACUUCAUUGGAGUCGGCCAGUUACAAUACCUCAUCGUCCGGAGAAGAAACGGCUCGGUUUUUUAAACCUAUUUCCUCUACGGACAAUAUUUCGGAUUUUACAGGUUUCAGUUAUGUUUUCGAGCCCGAAGAAAACGCUGGUAUUGAUACCGUUUAUCCCUUGGACGUAUAUAAACCUCUUGAAUCCGUCUUUACAGAGGGAGCCACCAUAGGUUACAUGCUAGACGUGAAAAACCCUCUUGGAAAUAAGGUUUCGGUUGGCUACGCCGCCAUUAACUUUACCUACGGUCUUUGGGCCGUGGUUCUAGAACAGAAUGAGUCCCAUUUCAUGCAGCCCAUAUCAAAGUUGGCCAAAUUAAUGGUAGGUGUUUGUAUAGCUAUUUCUGCUCUCAUGUGUUUCAUUACAUUUCUUCUUGCUCAUUACAGUGUUAGACCAAUUCUCCGGCUUCAAAAGGCUACUGAGGCAAUUACUGAAGGAAGGGGAUUGCAUACUAGAAGAAAGCACAGAAGACGCGGGUUUCAUUUCCAUGAUUAUCGUAGGGAUAAAGGCCCUGCCGCUAUGGCAGCGACAGCUGCACUUGCAACUGGAGCGUCGACCACAACAACUUCUGGUGCUCCUCCUUCUUCUUCAUUGAGCAUAUCUCAGAUAUCUCAUACACCGGCAAUAACACCACCACCAAACGCAGGGGCGUCCCAACAGGCAAAGGCUAACUCUCAGUUGUGUCAUAGGACGUCAUGUUCGAGACCCGAAUCUUAUGUAUUUCAUAACUUUAGUUCUGGAAGCAUCAUUAGUGGUGGGGAAAAUCGGUCCGGACAAGGAAGCGAGGGCUUCCUAGAUUCUUCCCCUGCUACAGAUAUAUCUAUCGACGCCGAUUAUUCGCAUACUCCUCCAUUACCGGCCAUUGUACCCACUAAAGGUAUCUUCUACGACGAGUUGACUGAAUUAACGGAAGCUUUUAACACGAUGACUGAAGAAUUAGAUAAGCAGUACGCACAUUUGGAAGAUAGGGUUCGUGCCAGAACUAAAGAGUUGGAAAUCGCCAAGAUUCAAGCAGAUUCGGCUAGACAGCAGGCUGAGGCAGCUAAUGAAGCCAAGACGGUGUUUAUAGCCAACAUAUCUCAUGAGCUGCGUACACCUUUGAACGGCAUUCUUGGUAUGACAUCCAUUGCCAUGGCUGAGAAGGAAUCCAAAAAAAUACAGUCCUCUUUGGAACUCAUUUUCCGAAGUGGCGAGUUGCUUUUGCAUAUUCUUACUCAGCUUCUCACGUUCUCCAAGAAUCAAUUAGACAAGUCCAAGCCUCAAAAGAAGAAUUUCAUGAUCAUUGAAGUGGCUUCACAAAUCAAAUCAAUCUUUGAUAAGACUGCUAAAGAUCAGGACGUUGAUUUGGUGAUACAAAUCAAGCCCAAUCUCAGUCGAGAAAUGAUCUUACUUGGGGAUUCUAAUAGAAUAAUUCAGGUAGUUAUGAAUUUGGUGAGUAACUCAUUGAAAUUCACUCCUGAAAAUGGUACCGUUAAAGUGAUAAUCAAGGUUCUUGGUGAAUACGACAGGACAAGAUCUAAAGCUGCCAAGUACGAACAUGUAUAUGUAAAAGGUCUUGAGGAAGCUCCCGAAGAUAGAGUUCCUCAUCAUCCGAAGACUCUGAGAGCCAGAUUUUCGUCGUCGUCGAAUCUUUCGUUGAAGUCAGCUUCUGAGUACAGUAUUGCCACUCUAACACCAGCACAAUACCACUCGGAACUGGCUGAAGCGUACAAUUUUGACCACUCGGAGAAGCAGUACUUUGAUGAAGAAGAAGACACAUUUAUUGGCAAAGAAAUGCCGGAUUCCAGUGUUGUUAGGAGAUUCCAUGAGUGCUACAAGUUCAAAGAUACACGAAGAUACUGGGUUCUUCGUAUGUCCGUUAGUGAUACAGGUACUGGUAUUGAUGACUCGUUGCAGGAGAAGAUCUUUGAAGCGUUUGUUCAAGGAGACCAGACAUUGUCGAGAUCACACGGUGGUACCGGCUUAGGCCUUUCUAUUUGUAAGCAGUUUGCCAGACUGAUGCAUGGUACUUUGACACUUAAAUCGAGGGUUAAUGAGGGCUCCACCUUCACCUUUACCAUUCCUUUGCCCCAAGUUGGUGAGAUUAUUCUUGGAGAAGACGAGCGGAUGCUGCUUUACGACGACGAGUUCAAUCCGCAGCAUCCAAGGUCAAAGAAGGUUUCAUUUGCCGAUGAGCAGAAAAGCGAUGGUGAUUAUGGUCAUGUAGUGGCUACUGGUGCCCGUAUGGCUGCCGAUUCGUUUGUUAAGGCGGAUUUGAUCACGAGAGCUUCCACUGGUACAGCUAGAUCGAGGAUGUCCAACGAGGUUCCAGGGUCUGUAUCUUCAGAUGAAGACGAUGAAAAUUCGUCCUCUUCUUCAAUGCCAUCAGAGGUAGCAGACCCAGCAAAGGCCAAGCUAAGGUUCCUCGUGGUGGAAGAUAAUCUGGUUAACCAAGAAGUCGUGAAACGAAUGAUGAAACUUGAAGGUUAUACGGAGGUAACUCUGGCAUGCGAUGGCUACGAAGCUAUAGAUUUGGUCAAACGUGCAGAGAUUUCAGGGAAACCGUUUGACCUUGUUUUGAUGGAUGUUCAGAUGCCAAAGAUGGACGGUAUAUCUGCAACAAGAAUUCUUAGACACGAUAUGGCAUACCCAGGACCUAUUGUGGCUUUAACGGCAUUUGCAGACAAAUCGAACGAGGACGAAUGCACAGAAGUGGGAAUGUCUGGAUUCUUAUCCAAACCAGUUAGAAGGAGCUUACUUAGGGGUAUUAUUGAAAGAUUCUGUGGAGAUAAAGUUGUGCAAGAUGAUGAGCAGAGCAGGACAGAUACUGAAAACGACGAUACGGAUACGGAGACCAGUCAGUUAACUAGUUAG
Molecule: messenger RNA, 3636 nt
Organism: Brettanomyces nanus
Lineage: Eukaryota; Fungi; Ascomycota; Pichiomycetes; Pichiales; Pichiaceae
Exons: 1
Coding region: 1-3636 (1211 amino acids)
Biological process (GO): protein autophosphorylation; phosphorelay signal transduction system
Cellular component (GO): membrane
Molecular function (GO): histidine phosphotransfer kinase activity; phosphorelay sensor kinase activity
Source: RefSeq, a predicted model, not a curated record